UCGCUUUCCGGAUUGCCCUCGGAGUCAAUGCGCCUGGACGGGCUGUUAAGUGGGGCUAGAGCCCAGCUAUUGCAGGGAUCGUCCUACCUCUUUGGGCCUGACAACGUCAAGCCGUCGCAACGGACGGCCAGACAGGUCGGCCGACGACAGUCAACAACUUAUAAAAGGGGCGCCAAUCUCACCCAGCCUCCUAGUCGUGGUCGGUUGCCAGUCUAG
Messenger RNA from Protopolystoma xenopodis, 216 nucleotides. The record is from the annotation of a GenBank genome assembly. NCBI's taxonomy places the organism in Eukaryota, Metazoa, Platyhelminthes, Monogenea, Polystomatidea, Polystomatidae.